CCGUGAAACAAAAUGGACCGCAGUUGGGGUGUAGCAGCAGCAGCCAGCCUCACUGCCCUCUUUACGGUGGUGAUGAUGAUGAACUCUGGGUUCUUCUACGUCUCCUUCAUUGAAGAAUAUGGCGUCACAAGAGAAGCAGCCUCAUGGCCCAUAAGCGUCAUGUCGGUCGUGUCACACUCGUCAGGCUUGCUAGUUUCAUGGUUCCAGCGGCACCUCUCCGUCUUCGUACUCGGCCUGAUUGGCAGCGUAUUCCUGUGGAUAGGAAUCCUCGGAGCCGUGUUCGCUCCCAACAUAACCUGGAUGACUGUCACGCUGGGCGCAAUACACGGCGUGGGCGUUGGAGUCGUCUGCGUGACGCUGGUCAUCGUGGUGAUGAUGCACUUCGACAAAUACAGGGGCGUAGCCAGCGGCAUGAAGUAUGCCGGGUACACGCUGGCUUCGUUGCUGUUUCCCAAGAUACUCACAUCGCUGAGAGAUGCCUACGGCUUCAGAGGAUGUAUGCUCGUGUACGCGGCGCUCACCAUGAACGUAACAGCUCUGACACUGCUCUUGAAAGAACCUCCAUGGCAUUUGCACUCCCGAAGCAGCAAGGCCAAACCACGAGUGCACGAACGAAAGAGCAUUUCCUGGAUUAGCACAACGCCGUUAGAUAACGCACAUUGUGCUCCUGUGGAAAGCCCAGAAAUUACCGAAAGUAAUUCCGCUGCGCCCACCGUGACUAUUCAAACAGUGAGCUCGCUCACGCUGAACAGCAUCAGUGCCGUACAAAACACUUGCAACUCGGCAAACAGACAUGAAGUGCUGGGAAAAUAUUCGUGUACCAGUUACAAUGAAUACCCACCAGAGAUUUCAAAAAAUGAUAAUGUUUUUAAUGUCCGGCUUGGCAGUCUUACGCUUCUAAAAACGCAAGGAAGCAGAAACGAGGUGGCAGCCCUUGAAGAUGGCAGCCAAGGAACGGGAACGGAAAAGACGGUGAACGAACUUUUAGAAUCAGUUGAAGUAAUCCAUUGUUCUACGGAGAAACGUAAGCAUUUUCCCUCGUGGUUCGGCAAUAUCGGUAGCCUACUGUCGAGGCCGAGGUUUUACGUUUGCUUGUUGGCGUUAUUGGCGAUGGACUACACGGUGGCCGUCUUUCCAGCGACCAUAGUUGAUUACGCACUCGACAAAGGGGCAGCACGGAGCCAGGCAUACCUCUGUGUGACCUACUGUUCACCGGCCGAGCUGUUUGGUCGGAUUGUGCUUCCUCUAAUCGGUGACUGCAAGAUAGUGAGCAGGGCAACUUUAGUAGCCGCGAGUUUCGCCUUGCUCGCUGUGACUAUGCUGGUCCUACCAGCAACGCCUUGUGUGCUAGCCUAUAUACUCGUCUGCGCAUGCGCUACCAUGCUCCUUGCUUGUUUGCUCGCCAUGAAGCCUGUGGUGAUUGCCGACUACUUCGGCAUCGAGAACGUCGCAACCAGCUGGGGAUUGGGUGGAGUGACGCUGUUACCUCUGCUCCUGUGCAGCCCGUAUAUCAUCGGUUACUUUCGAGAUGCGAGAGGAAGCUACGAUGGACUUUACCAGCUUCAAGCUGGAAUCCACUGCUUUGUCGCCGGCCUGUUCGGAAUCGUCUCUGUCUUAGAUAGGAGACGGUGGAAACAGCGGACGAGAAGCCUGACAGUUUAGGCUGCCCAUUUGGAGCUGUUUUGUUACUGAUGAUUUUAAUCUGCAUUAUUU
This is a messenger RNA of Rhipicephalus sanguineus (brown dog tick), 1713 nucleotides long. RefSeq lists its product as uncharacterized. NCBI's taxonomy places the organism in Eukaryota, Metazoa, Arthropoda, Arachnida, Ixodida, Ixodidae. Bases 13 to 1662 code for a protein of 549 amino acids. The transcript is spliced from 4 exons. Gene Ontology annotation, biological process: transmembrane transport. Gene Ontology annotation, molecular function: monocarboxylic acid transmembrane transporter activity. The record is from RefSeq and is a predicted model, not a curated record.